CGCCGCACCCCAUUGGUCGACGUUGCAAAGACUAUGCCAUGCUCGCGGGCGUCUUUGUAUGCAUGGUCCUUGACAUGGCAGUCUUUACUGUGAAAGAGGGCUGACAGAGCAAACGGGAUCAGCAAAGGUUGCAGUGAGGACCAUGGAAGGGCAGAGCUGUGCCACAACAGCUACAUCCCAACUUGUGUCGGUGGAUGAAAUGAGCUCAUCAGAAGACAGUACUGCAACACAAGUGUAUGCCAGCGGAACUGAAUGCUGCAGCUGGACUAGUCCUGUCGGUGGUGACAAGAAGGGCGCUGAGACUGACAACAAUGGAGCAACUACAUCCAGUACUCCUAACGUACGGGAAGUCAAAUCCAGCAAUGAUACAAUAAUAUAUGUAUUACAGGACGUUCAGUCCAAUAAGAUGGUAAUACAAGUACCGGUGGUUGCAAAUGAGUCAGGGGUUAUAAGUUGUAGCAAGUCAAGUCCAGUAGGAUCCCAGGACACACCUGCAGUUGUAGGAGAUCCUCAAACAAGUACAGGUUGUCUGACUGGGCCAGACCAUGUGUCUUUAAAUCUAGGAGCAGGUAGCACAGGGAAUCAGUCGUCAACUUUUGUUGACAUGACGGAAUCUUUGUCACAUGUUGGUUGUGUUACAGAGGGAACACUCGGUAACCAAAGUGUCACUGCAUUGUCCACUGAUGCUCAUAACCACACAACCAUAGUCGAAUGUAACCCAAGCUUCAUCCCUGAAGAAGAUCUUACACAAACCACAUCAUGUACCAAGACCUCCUUCAGAAAUUCACCUGAAAGGGGUACAGAAGCACAGAAAGAAGGCUAUCUUGACCUACCUUUACAAGAUGCUGAAGAAGUGGGAGGAAAUUGUCUUCUGCCAGUAACGACAAAUGAUAAACUGAUGUCAGAAGAUGGAAAGGAAGAAGAGAAAAGUCUUGAGGUAGAAAGAAAUGAAACAAAAGAACAGGAAGGCCCGGUACAAACACCACAUAAAUUACUAAAGGCAUCUUUCACUUAUCCAUCUGGCUUUCGUCAAGCAAUUUCUUUGGAUAUGUUGAUCACUGAUCGGAAGAAACAAGGGCGAGCUAUGAAAGAGGCUGAAAGCAUUCCAUUUGAAAAAGAGACCAAUGCAGUCAUCGGGGUAGGAACUACAGAACUGUCAGAAAACCAAACUGUAAAACAGGUUAUAAGUUGGGAUACAAAGAUCUUACAGAGUCACAACAAGGAACAUACAUUAAGCCAUACCCUGAAUUCGAAGCGUCACCAUGACGGGAGAGAGAAGUCAGAAAGUAUCCCAGACCAUACUGCAGGUGAAGGAGAAGACAAUGUCUCGGAACUGAUCGUUGUGGAACCUGCAAGAAAGAGUGUGGGCUUAACAGGUGACAAAAAUAUGGAAAAUUCGUGCAAGAUGCACCUGGAACCUCUAGAUCUUUCAAACACCAAUGAAGUAGAGAGGACAGGUAUCCUAUUUAGGGAACAAACCAUGCCAGAAGUAACAGACAACAGUGGGGAAGAUGUAUUGGUACCUAACAUGGCUAACAGUGAGGAAAACCUGAUGGAAGAAGAUGCAGAGUUGGCAGAUGAAAACAAUUCAGUUCCCAUUGACGUCACCAGUUGUACCCUCCAUGAAAUGAAGAUAUUAGAGGAAGACAUGCCAGAGAUGGAAAAUUGUGAGUCACCAUUGGACAAGUCCCAGGCCUGCCCCAAGGAGGUAGACUUAUCAUGCGAUCAGCGUGAAGAAGACUUACAGCCAGAACAAUUGUCGGACAGUAAGUGGAAGCAUAGUUUCACCUGCAACAUCUGCUCCUUCACUGCAUUUUCAGUGAAGGACAUACAAAAUCACUGUGCUAAGUGUGAAGAGGUGAACAGUGAAUGUAUGUCCAUAGAUACAUGUUCAGUGCCUCAAAUCACAGACAGUCCCCAGUGCAAUGCGUUGAAGGAAGGGUGCCAUGUUGAAGUCCUUUCCGACAAAAUUGGACCCACAGACUGUGACUUGUCAAAUCCUGAUGCACAGAGCAUGUCGGUGAUGCUGAGUCAGGAAGGCAGCAAUGCGGUCAAUGAUGAGUCUGCCGGCCCACUGCAGCAAAGAGUCCUAGCAAGUACAGAUAAUGCAGGCGGAAAACGUAGUGUCCGUGGAAAGAAGAAAUCACCCAGAAAUAUCUGUCAAGGAGAAGAUCCUACCAUGGCUGGUUGGAAAGCUAUAAUAGUUCAUCCAACACAGGGGAAGGUAAGAACCAGAACAUUCUGGCGGUGCCCUGACUGUCCUUACAAAACAGACAAGAUAUACCCCAGUAUCAAGGAGCAUGGAGCUCGCCAUGUCGUGUCUGCAAAAUUUCCGUGUGACGUUUGCACAUACUCCUGUCCCACAGAAAUUGGAAUCCGCAGUCACAGAAGAAUGCACAAAAAGGACCGCAACCAAAAGUCAAGAAAGAAAGACAAGGCUGAGGUACAGGUCUUAGCACGGCAGCUAAGAAGGAGAUUGAGGAGAAAUAAGAGGGUCUACAGGUGCAGCAGGUGCAGUUUUUCCACCUUGGUCCUGGCAAGCUUUGAAAAACAUUGUAAAAAGCACACAAGAAAGGUUUCUAAAAGGCACACACAAAGGAAAAAUGUUGCCACCAUAGGGGAACGCACUACCACUGCUAAUGAUCUCAAGAAUGAACAGAAAGAUGAAUGUGUUCAUGAGACAAAUGAAGCAAACAGCUGUGAUAGUCAAACGUACAAAGUUCCAGCUACAUCAUUGAUGGCCACCAAAAAGUUGGAAGUGCGAGAUAUAGAAAAAUGUAAUGACAAGUCCUCACAGAGAGAGUUGGAAGUGUUGUCUGAAACCUCAGGUUCCAGUUUCACAAACCAGAGCUUCAAUGAGGGAAAUACCAUCAGUCCUCCGCAACGGGCCAAAACCAAAAAGUACAGCUGCAUUAAGUGCUCAUUCUCUUGCAAUUCUUGGUUGUCAGUUAAAGCUCACAUGGCAGUUCACAAGAAGGGGGUGACAAAUACUGCAAUGGAAAUUGAAUCCUGUACAGAUGAAGAGGAACAGGCAAACAAACUGGAAGAGAGAGAUGCUAAUGACAAAAUCACAUGUGUGAUAGUUGAUCCUCACAACGGGUCACCUCCUGACACGCCCACACGCCCCAAAAGGAAAAUGUACAGGUGUACCACAUGCCCCUUCAAAUGUGACAGAAUUGGGUGGCUGAUUAGCCAUAUGAAACAUCACGAACUGAGUCAAAAAUUUUCAUGUGAAUUCUGCUCUUUCUCCACAUCACACAAGAUUGCUCUGAUAAAUCAUCAGGGGAUACACUCUCCUGAUUCAAAGAAAGGGACUGCAAGAACUCCCAUUGGUACAACAGCCACAGAUGAGUGCAACAAGACAGAGUCUGGCACCAAAGUUGCAGAACAGCAGCAGCUGCUUUACCGCUGCAAAGAAUGCCCAUACACUGCAGAUGAAGCAUCCAUCUUAGAGCGUCAUGAGAAGUGUCACGUAAUUUGGCGUUGGCACAAAAGGAUGCGUGAAAUGUCACAAGCAGGCGAGCAAGCAGAAGCCACUGUUGCAAGUGGCUGUAAUGAUUCCAGCAACGUUGGUAAUCCCGCUGAUGUUACAAAUAAGGAAAUAAAUACAGAAGAUAGUGGAGGCAACAUGGACAAGCCCCGUGAGAUGUACACUUGUGACGAGUGCACAUUUAAGACUGAUUUUUCUGCACAUUGGAACAGCACAAAACGUCCCAUGGGGCAUCAAAGCACACAAACAAUAACAGUACCUUUGCUUCUGUCUUAGAGACAAGUGAGCUGCAUCAUGGAGUUCACGAAAAAGUACAUGAUGAUCAGACAGGUAAUGCAGAUGUUGCUUUGGAAGAUCUUGAAGCAGAGAAGGAUGAAAAUGAAACUGGCCACAACACUGACAUCACUGUUGAAAAGGAAGAUGAAGAGGAAGGAAGACAGACCAGUCUGAUGUCCAGGAUGAUGGUGGAUGAAUACAAGUACAUCUUCCAUUGUGAAGAUUGCCCUUUUAGAACUGAUUGGCUUCAUGACCUAGAGAAACACAAGAGUGGCCACAACAGUGAAGCAGAGUUCCCCUGUGACAAGUGCUCUUUUUCUGCCGCUACAAAGGGAGCAAUUGAGGUACACCAUCGAGUACACAGAUACAAGAAUGCCAAUCGCGAAGCCAAACUAUGUACAGAAUGUGGUUUUUCAACACACAGCUACGAAUCCCUGCAGCUUCACAUGCAAACUCAUGGUGGUGUCAGUCUACAAGCAGAUGUUGGUGAGUCAGUAACAUCUCCUUUGCCCUGCAGUGAUGUACAGACACCAAGUACAAGCAGUUUGGAAGGCAGUAGUUUCCGUCGAAAGAUGGAGGAGUAUCUGUACAUCUUCAACUGCGAGCAGUGUCCAUUCAAGACAGACUGGUACCACGAACUGGAGAAACACAGAAUGGGCCACAAUGCUGACCUAGAGUACCCCUGUGAUCAUUGCACAUUUUCGUCAUCUACGAAGAAAGCAGUUGAGGUACAUAAAAGGGUUCACAAAGACGGAAGUGCCUUAAAAAUGGAUAGAUCAGCUGCCAGCAAAUCAACUGCACGUAUAUCUGAAGAAGAAACAGAUAAACAGGAGAGAAAACUCCUAAGGUUUCCACACAUGACACCAUCAGGCAUGCGGUACUAUAACCACAAGUGCCCUGAGUGUCCCUUUCGUACUGAUAGUAAAAAGAAAGUGGGCGUCCACUUGUUGCACCAUCGGACAAAAGCAAAGUACAACUGUGAUAUAUGUACAUACUCAACAAACUACCAAUCAGCAUUGGGAGUCCACAGAAGGAUCCACCUACAAGGAUAUACUAACCCACAUGCAGGGAACGUGACGCCCAUCAAAGAUACACCGCAUGGUGAUGUGAAGAAUGAGAGCAAGAGACUGUCACCCCAGAAAUGUCAAAAAUGUACAAAGUGUCCCUACAAAACUGACAGCAGGAAAAAGAUGGAUGUCCAUAUGGUGUUCCACAGGAGGAGGGGGAAAGUACAAGUGUAACCUGUGUUCCUACUCCUCAGACAGGAUGACAACACUUGGGCCGCACAGAAGAGUUCAUCUGCAAAAUCAAGAGGUCUCAGAUAGUGCUGUUCAAAACAUGUACAAGGUAGUGGGAGUUGUCCAACCACCUCUUGCAGCCUACAAAACUGAUCCAAGAUCAGACAGUGGACAAAAGUACUCGUGUAAUGCUUGCCCUUCCAAGUUUAACAGUCUCCUGGGUGUCAGGGACCAUGUUUCUCACCAUCUCAAACAGUUUUUGUACUCCUGUCCAGAGUGCACCUACAGUGCUGACUCCAAAAGAUCAAUUAAAAGUCACAAAGGUGUCCAUGAGAGACACCAAGAAAAGGAAUGCAGGCAUGACGCACAAACAUCCAACGAUCUCACAGCACAGUCUGCUGAGGAGGAUGAAAUGCAGGGGAAAAGUAUGAUUAAGAAACGCAAAUAUCAAUGUGAGCACUGCCCUUACUCAACUGAUAAACUUCACAGAAGUUCUGCACAUGCAAGCAAUCAUGGAGCAAACCAUCUAAACAAGUGUAGUCUUUGUUCUUACUCCACCAAUGCCUCCAUCAAGGUGCACAUGAGGAUCCAUAAGAAGUAUGCCAUAGCUAAGACCAAGGGUCAAAAGGUGGAUACUGCAGGGAGUAUCCUCACUGUUGAGAAAGUAGGAGGUGCCAGAGACAGCUGGCAGUACAAGUGUAGCCAGUGCCCCUACCUAGCUAAAACAGCAAGUUACAUCAGGUCGCAUCAGCGCUACCACUGUGCUGAUCUCCCGUUGAAAUGCCCCGAGUGCACUUUCUCCUGCAGCCGUCUACAACAGCUGUCCUUCCACCUAGAGUGGCACGGCAAGUCUCAAGACAAGAAGGAAAGUGACCUUCAAGAAAAACAAAAGCAGACAAGGGGAAGGAUAGGAUCUCUACAACGCAAGAUAUAUGAACAGGGAUUCAAGAGGGUUUUGAUCAAUGGCCAGAGGCAUUAUAUUUGUCCCCACUGCCCCUUCCGGUCCAGAUGGACUGACCAGGCUGCUGCUCACCUGGAACACCACUUUGUUAUGUACUCAUACAAGUGCGCACACUGCUCAUAUUCCACAAGGACCAAAGACAAAGUCAAAUUCCAUAUGAAGCUGCACAAAAAGGCAGCUCGUGAUGGUAAUAGCCAUUCCACUGAUGGCGAAAAGAGGACAGUACAAAUGGAGAAUGAGGAUGCUAGCAAUCCUAGUGAAGCAAGACUACCUAAAGGUCCGAGAACAAGAGCAAGGCUAGGGGUUAUAGGCCAAUCCCCAAUCAAGCACACUGCUUCACAAGUCCCAGUACCUCCAGCAAGCAGCAGUGUGUCACGUAACCUGAAUGAUUUCAGCGGCCCAAAUGGAUCCGAGAGUACAUUUAUACGAUACAUGACGCCAUCGUGCAGUAAGGAAGAGCCAGAGCAAGAACAGCAAGUGACGGUUCUGACAUUUGUCUGCAUGUACUGUGAUCGUCCAUUUACUGACCAAGAAAGUUGGCUGGCUCACAUGAAAAGGCACAGGCUCUAGAGAUGGGUGGCAGAUACCAACUGCUCUGAUGUGGUUAGGAAUAGGACAGACGGUGACAAAGUUUUGCUCUCCAGUUUGACCACAUAAUUUAUAUUUAAAUUAAAUCAGUUGAAUUUUCUUGGUUUAUUGACCCAGGUUGGUUAAAGAUUGUCCACUUAAAUGGCACUGUCUUCAUAUAGCUGAUGAAUUGUAGUAAUGUUGGUUCUAGGAUGCUAAAAUUAAUUUGUUAAUGCUCUGUACCUAAUUAGUAAUGUGAUUGUAAAGGUUCUGUAUAUAUAUAUGGGAUUUGAAAUAAGGAUAAUGUGCCUUGAUUGUACUUAUAGCAGUCUAGUAGUUGUAAGUCUGUUGAAUAUGCAUCUUGUCAUAGCAUUGUAGAAAGUGUAGUUUUUGUGGUGAAAUGCUUUAUAUACACAACUUUUAUGGCAAUUGUAACCUUAGAGUGUAAAGUUAUUUGUGUGUUUUUUCAUAGCUUGCUUGAAGCUGCACACUAAUAUUAGUGAACUUACAGGCUAACUAGAGUCAGCACGUCGGCAGAACGUACUGCGCCUGCGCAAACCCCACAUUUUUCACGGUUUUCGUUGGAUUUUUGGUCAACGUUCCAUCAGGAUUUUGCCUGUUGCAG
This is a messenger RNA of Branchiostoma belcheri (Belcher's lancelet), 7157 nucleotides long. RefSeq names its product zinc finger protein 600-like. The coding region runs from base 4880 to 6535 and encodes 551 amino acids. Gene Ontology annotation, molecular function: DNA-binding transcription factor activity, RNA polymerase II-specific; RNA polymerase II transcription regulatory region sequence-specific DNA binding. The record is from RefSeq and is a predicted model, not a curated record. The transcript has 3 exons. Gene Ontology annotation, biological process: regulation of transcription by RNA polymerase II. Lineage: Eukaryota; Metazoa; Chordata; Leptocardii; Amphioxiformes; Branchiostomatidae.